Molecule: messenger RNA, 1634 nt
Organism: Thecamonas trahens ATCC 50062
Lineage: Eukaryota; Apusomonadida; Apusomonadidae
Product: cathepsin D
Exons: 4
Coding region: 453-1580 (375 amino acids)
Biological process (GO): proteolysis
Molecular function (GO): aspartic-type endopeptidase activity
Source: RefSeq, a predicted model, not a curated record
UGCGGUAGCGAUGGCAUUCAACUCAAGACUCUCAGGGGACGACACGCUGUCGACGUCAUCCGACGCCAAACAUGAUACAACGCGUCCAGUUGAUUGGUGUGACAUCCACGCGCACGGCUAUCUCCUCCGCAUCUUGUGCACACCGCCGGACCUGCGCGUAAGCGGCGCGCGUCGUUGCGACGACGUCCCCCAGCUGUCGCGGAGCAUCGAUCACGACACAUUGUCCACUCCGCCACAUGGUCUAACCACUUGAUGGGGGGCCAGUGACUGUUCCCACUCACAUGUGCGAGGCGCAAGUGGCGUGUGCUAGUCGCUGUCAUGUGCCAGGGCCUCUCCUCCUGCGGCUGUGUCUGCAAGUCACGUGACCACCGCUGUGCCAGUCCGAGUGUUAGGCGUCCAGAGCGGCUCCACCCCAGCGGACGCCUCAGCUACGACACACUACUCUCACCAUCAUGCUUAAGACUCUUUGCAUUGUGGCGCUUAUUGCUGCCGUGGCGACCGCCAACCUCGUCCACAUCCCGCUCGUUCACAAGGAGCGCUCGGCUGGGUACGCCCAGGAGCUCAUCGAGAUCGAUGCUCUCCGCCAGCAGGGCUUCUUCAAGGACCUGUCUGCUGCGCCCAAGGCGUCGCAGGCUACCCUCCCGCUCAUGAACAACGAGGACCUCGACUACACCGGCAUCGUCCAGAUCGGCACCCCCGGCCAGUCGUUCUCGCUUGACUUUGACACCGGCUCGUCCAACCUCUGGAUCGCCUCCACCGCUUGCUCCGGCUGCGGCUUCACCAACUACUUCAACGAGUCGGCCUCGACGACCUUCCAGAAGAACGGCCAGAACUUCCAGAUCACCUACGGCUCCGGCUUUGUGUCGGGCACUCUGGCUGCUGACACCAUCGACAUUGCCGGCCUCGUCGGCACUGAUGUCACCUUUGGCAUUGUGAACCAGGCUUCGGGCUUCAACGGCGCCGGCAUUGACGGCCUCCUCGGCCUCGCCUACAAGUCGAUCUCGGCUGACCAGGUCCCGCCGGUCUUUGACGUCAUCGCCAAGCAGAACGGCCUCAACAACAUUGUCUCGUUCUACCUCUCGUCGGACUCGUCGACCAACGGUGCCCUCACCUUUGGCGGCCUCAACUCGCAGUACUACAAGGGUACCCCGACGUACACCAAGGUCACGCACCAGCAGUGGUGGGUCAUCAAGGGUGAGUCGAUCGACGUCGGCUCGACCCGCGCUGUCGGCGGCCUCUUCGGCUUCUCGGCCAUUGUUGACUCGGGCACCUCGCUCCUCAUUGUCUCGCCGUCUGCUGCCCGCACCAUCACCGACAAGGUGACCGUCAACCAGGACUGCUCCGGCAUCGAGUCGAACCCCUCGCUCACCGUCACCAUCGAGAAGCAGGCCUUCACCAUCACCCCCGACCAGUACGUCGUCAAGCUCUCCCAGCAGGGCCAGACCCAGUGCAUUCUCGGCAUCCAGGGCGCUACCCUCUCGUCCGAGUUCUCGGUCAUCCUCGGCGACGUCUUCAUGCGCACCGUCUACACUGUCUUUGACAAGGACUCGUCGCGCGUCGGCUUUGCCCAGCUCGCUUAAGCGCGCUGCUUCGGCAACGACACAGCCAUCGUAAACCGAUUCAAGUUUUCUCCC